CGUCACGUCGGGUCGUGUGCGAACUGUUGAGCUGACUGUGGCCUGAUAAAAACCCUAUUCUUUGGAAAUUUUCUCGCAGUGUAUAUAAAGCCUGCAGGUUGCUAUCUCUCUGGUGACGCGCACUUCUACACCGGCUAGACCAAGCUUCAGCAUUCGUCCUGAGCAUUCUUUUGUGUGAAUUCCCAGCCCUCUCAGUUUGACUACGCCUUGUGUCACAAACUGCACUCCAUCUCUCGUCGGCCAGUUGCCGUAUUUGACGCAAUUUUGCUCCAGUAGCUGCCCCCGUGAGAGCUCAGCGUCAUGGAAGCUCUGGUGAUCUCCAUGAUACCGGCAUUUGAAGCCGGCAGCGAGGCGGACAUCUGCAACAAGUUACAGGAAUUUAACAAAGAGAAUGCGCAGACAUUUUUCUUCCCAGAGCUGGGAUCUGAAACUAAAAAGAAAUUUAUCGGUGACAUUUUGCGGUCGCUGGAGGCAGGGUACAACACGGAGUGCUAUUGCCUGUGUCUGGAAGCCCUGCGAAUCCUGAGCAGGGAGGCUCAUCACCUCUACCAGUUGGCUCAGAAGGAGGGCAUCCUCUUGCUGAUGAGACUGGCUGGCCUGGAGGAGAACCCUGUGAAAUACAGCGACCAAGUUAUUACUGAGGCCGAGAAAUGCCUGUGCAAUCUUACCUACAACAGCAGCCAAGUACAACGUAUGUGCCAAGAGAACGAUUGCGUCAAAUACCUCAUGAACAGGGUUAGAUCCUACCCCAGCAGCAAACCGCAGAUAUCAAGUGACAUAAAGUUCUUUGACAUGAGGUUACUGUUCCUGAUGACAGCACUGUGCCCUCAAACAAGAGCACUUGUGAGAAAGGACUACAAUGGAAUCGAGCUGCUGAUCCAAGUCCUUGAAUCCGAUGUGUUGGGAUUCCCUCCGGCAAUGCCGAACCCUGACACAACAGCAGUGCAAGAGACUGAGCCACAACCCCCAACGGAGAGCACCUCUGUUGCAUCAGGCUCGCCUUCACUAGAGGGUGAAGGGACAGAGACGAAUGUAGGGACAGCAGCGGUCAUAGACACAGUGACUGACACAAUGUCAGAAUUGGCCAAAGGAACAGUGGCAGAUGCCGCGGCGGAUGCUCCGACAAACACAGUGACAGACAAGGUGACAGCAGCCACCAGGGACCCACUGGUGGUAGAGUCGGUGAAGUUGACCACGGAACAGGCUGAUUUGGCCUGCGAAGUCUUCAAAGCGUUGUUCAACACCGUCAUACACACAAAGUCAAAGGAGCUAGAGACGGAGUUGGAGCCAGGUGUCUUAAGACGUUUAGGGAGAGCCUGUCGAUGUGUCCUGCUGAGCGAGUCGGUAACACCUGCUAAGAUGGAAGAGUGCCAUAGCCAGACCAUUAACUUGAUGACCUGCGCCCUGCCAUUGGCAUGCAUACAAGAGCUGACCCCGGAACCUCGUGGGGGAGCGACCGGGGGGGACUUGCUGUUUGAAGGCCGCAGCACGGAUGCCAUCGUCAGCAUCCUCAAGUUUCUGGAGAUGAGAGUAGAUAGGGCCGCAGCUGCCAAGAAGCUCCAUGUUGUGGAGCAGCUGAAUCCAGUGCUUAGCGCCCUCUGUGUUCUGAGCAGGACCAACCGACAUAUACGCAGAUACCUGAAGAAAACGGUUCUGCCUCCUCUUAACAAGGAGCAAGCGUGCAACCUGCCUGAGGAAGGCGGAAGCCUGCGCAAUAAGCUGGUCCGACUCAUGACCAACCACUCCACCGAUAUCAAGGAAGUGGUGGCCGACUUCCUCUUUAUCCUCUGCAAAGAAUCAGUUACUCGUCUGAUCAAAUACACUGGCUAUGGCAAUGCAGCAGGGAUGCUAGCGAGGCGUGGUCUCCUAGCAGGUGGCCAUGGCAAUAGAGACUACAGCUCAGAUGACGAAGACAGCGACACAGAAGAGUACAAGGACAUCAGGGAUGAGGUGAAUCCUGUGACGGGUCGCGUAGAGUCCGAACGGCCCAAUCCGAUGGAGGGCAUGACGGACGAGCAGAAAGAGGUAGCCGCCAUCGAGCUUGCCAACAUGAUCCACAAGAUCACAAGAGAAGGCGUGGUUCAACCCAUGUCAGUUUCCGAUGACGGCAAGCUGAUACCAAUGAUGGAUGUUGUGCAGAAGGCAACCAUGGAAGCCAACCAGCAACCAGCCCCAGACUCAUCUGAUGAUGAUGAUCAAGACGGUAACUAACAGCUGUUUAAGUUUGCCAUUCAAAAGAGUUAUUUAUCGAUCCUGAUUGCACGCAACAGUCAACAAAUAACGUGGAACACAUUUACUCCUGAUUAUCAUGCAUCUAAGUAUUUUUAGUAACUUAAAAUCCGUCAACAUUUUAAAUUCAUCGGAUGUCCAGAGUUGCCUUAAAUUGGGAAAAAAAGGGAAGAAAAUAGCGCAUCUGAGUUACUGAAGUUCAGUUAUUCAAUAUCCACAAGAAAUUAACGAACGACAGAGGGGUGUCAAAACUAGCCUUAAAUGUGUCCAAAAGAUGCGUUGUCAACCGUUGUCAACUACCCAUGGCUGUUCAAAAAAGGUUGUUGAUUGAAUAAAUUCCCCUCUACACAUUGGACACAGUAACAGUGCCCCAGUAACACAGUAGUCCUCGCAUAUUCCCUGGGUGGGAACCUGUGAGGCACAUAUUUGAGUCUGCUACUACUGGUUCUACUAAAAGGCUAUCAGUGCACGUGUCGGAGAACAGGAACCAGACUUGUUAUUCUACUGACUAGUCAGAUCCAUGCACCGUGUGAACUGAUCCAAGAGUUUCCUCCUGAGGCAAUAAAAUAAAAAUUUCCUCACUCUGAUUGCACCUUGUGAGAGAGUUUGCUGGCAGGUUUUGCCACAAAUCUCUCACUGGAUGUCAAAUUUUAGAAAGACUGCAAGACUGUCAGAAAUAUUUUUUUUGGCACACAUUAAAAGGACGUUGUUUUAAAAGAUAUAUUGAUCUAAAAUGAGUGUGUGGGAGAAGUGAAUAGAUGGAAAACAUCUCAGCGUUUUACUUUAUGUGAACAUUUUGUGUGAGAAAUUGAGGAUGUCCUAUAAUUUUCCUUGAACAUCAAAAUUUGUACGAAAUUACUGUUUGCACGAAUCACUGCAGUCUCUCAGCUUUUGUCAACAACAUCAGAAUCAUAAAGUAGCCCAGUAAUUUUUUCUAGUCAUCUAAAACAUUGGUUUCACAUUCAUGAUAUUUAGUGUUGAAUAUUGUUGUAUUUGCACCACGCAUUGAACACUUCUUUGGUAAUGCAUUAAAAAGAAAUCUUUUUAAAAAAUAAAAAUAACGGAAAAUUUGGGGACAUUCUGUAAGUAUUUGUCAGCUGAAGUAAAGAUCAAUCGAAAAUGUAAAGCAGGCAGCGUAUGGUUAAUGGGAUUAUGAUAAUAAUUUUAUCUAAUUGUGAAAUGUGUUAUAUCAUUUGGCUCGGAAGUACAUGUAUUUUACAUGUAAUGUGCAUGGAAGUGUAAGGUUUAAAUUGAUCAGUGAUGAACAGAACAUUUUAGGGAAAAAAAAAAUGAAUGUUACAUGUAUGUCUUUGUACAGGAGCCUGUGAAAGAACUUUAUGAAAGAAAAUUUACCGAUGCCAAAAAAAACCCCUUGGGUCAGAAUUUUUUGGCCACAGCUCAAAAUCACAGGCACACGUAUGAAAGUCACUAGCCGGUGGUUUCAUGCAUUUCCCAUUAAUUCAUGUGUCACUUCCAGCCGUAGCUCAGUAAUUCGGACGUGGAGACAAAUUUCUUACUUCGGACUCAUUGUUGCGUUUUUUUGUCAGCUUGCAUCACACCCCAAAAGCACGGAUAUUACAUCUGUAGUUCACCCAAAAAUUCCACCACUCUUCAGUCAUAGUCACGUUGAAUUUCUGCUGUUUGGAAGAGAGAUUAUUUGGUAGGAUUUGUAGCAAGUUGCAAAGUUUCAGUUUUAACCUAUUAUGCGUUGCAAGUCGAUUCUUAAUUGAUAUUGAUGUAUAUGUGCAUUAUUUAUUUAAACCCUCUUUCCCUUCAGAUGGAUCUUGCCAUUAUCUGUCAGAAUUGCGUACAGUAUUUUGUGGUGAUUUUGGUUAAAUUCACCUGAGAGUAAAAAUGGUAGCAUAAUGUUCCAACUUCUUUUAUUAUAUUGUGCACCGGAAUUACUACAAUAUUUUUGAAAUGUUGAUGAAUGCACACUGAAAAAAUAAAAAACUGACACUCGGAGUUUGUUUCAUUCA
Molecule: messenger RNA, 4208 nt
Organism: Acanthaster planci (crown-of-thorns starfish)
Lineage: Eukaryota; Metazoa; Echinodermata; Asteroidea; Valvatida; Acanthasteridae
Product: chaperone Ric-8A-like
Biological process (GO): G protein-coupled receptor signaling pathway
Cellular component (GO): cytoplasm
Molecular function (GO): guanyl-nucleotide exchange factor activity; G-protein alpha-subunit binding
Source: RefSeq, a predicted model, not a curated record